AUGGCCAUUGCAUCGCGGUUCGAAGUCACCAGUACUGGGAUACAUGAUACAGCCUGGAUUCGUAAGUUUGAGGAAUUUGCUGUGCCCGGCAGGGAGUUGAUCAUGCGGCGGAUUGCCUGCGGACCCAUUGAGCUUUCCACAAUACAAGCUUUGUGUCUGAUAAGCAUGGCCGACUUCAACAGUGGAAACACUCCACAAGCAAGCACCUACAGUACACUGGCGAUGGAUCUGGCGUCAUCCUCUGGGCUGUCUUCUGAUAGCCGAAGGCUGAAGCCUGACUCAGGCCAUGAGGCUCAAGAGCGAUUAAGAUGCUACUGGAGUAUAGUGCUUCUGAAGAACCUCCAUGGAAGUCAUGCUAGCUCUGUCGCAUUCGUCCACGAUGAAAAGACACCCGGCUUCCCAGAAAGCCCACGGCCGCCAGCGGGUCUUAGCUCUCUUAUGACCGAUGCGGCUCUUGAGCAACCAGAAACCACGAACAGCGCUUGCGGACCGUCUGAUCUAGGCGUCGUUGCUUAUGUUAUCCAGUUGAGCGAGAUCUGGCAGAAAACCGCCCGGUAUGCGCAUCGCCGAGGAAAGGUAAGUGGACUGCCACCCUGGUCCACACAGUCCGGCUAUGCGCAGAUAACUGCCGAGCUUAUGGACUCUGAGACUCGCCUGCCUUACAAAUAUCGUUUCCGUCCGGCUAAAUUUGCAGAGCAAGAUCCUGCUCAGCUACAGGAACACCAUGAAUUUUGGGCCUCAUGGAUUCUUCUGCAAAUGCUUUACCACACAGUUCUCUGCCUGCUUAACCAUCCGCUCCUCUUGUCCCUACGCCUGAGAAACUUUAGGGUCACGAUGGUCCCGGAGGUCUUCUUGCAGCACACAGCCGACCUCACCGCAACGCACACGGAGUGGAUCGUCCACUUACUGGACGUGUGCGAGAGGAAAGCAUUCGUAUUGUACAACCCCUUCCUUGCACAUUCUGCUGCGAUCGCGGCAACAAUCUACUUGCAGCAAAGCUACACUGAGAACUCCGCGGUCAGGUCGACAAAGCAGGAAUGCUUCAGAAAGUGCGUUACGUUUAUCAAACGCUUGGGCUUGUAUUGGCCUUAUAUUGAGCAGCUGGCCCUCAAGAUCGAGCAAUUUGAGCAGGUGGUUUCAGCCUCAUACCGUGAACCCACAUCGCAGCAACUUCCCGACUCUAAGGUGUUCAUUGACCUCGAUUUGUUCUGGGAGAUCAUUGAGUCCCCUUUUGUCACCGAACUGCCUCGGACCACCAAACCUUACUUCGGCGCAUCUUUAGCAUCUCAUCGUCAACCAAUCCAUUCUGAAGAGGUCCUGCGGUCACGUCUUCUACCUGAGCCAACACGGAUUGGCUCGGACGUUAACCGCACGGACGACAAUACCGACCCAGCACCUGCGAUGCAACUACCAACGUUCGCAGCAGACCCUUCGAACCCCACACCGGACCUGCUACCGCCGGAGAACAGAGAAGCAUCGAUCCUGGCACAGAACUAUUUUGCCCUUGGGGAAGACUUGGUCGGAAAUCUGGAUGAAUGGUGGUUUUCCCGACAGUACGCUUGA
Messenger RNA from Cladophialophora yegresii CBS 114405, 1563 nucleotides. RefSeq lists its product as uncharacterized. Gene Ontology annotation, biological process: DNA-templated transcription. NCBI's taxonomy places the organism in Eukaryota, Fungi, Ascomycota, Eurotiomycetes, Chaetothyriales, Herpotrichiellaceae. Bases 1 to 1563 code for a protein of 520 amino acids. Gene Ontology annotation, molecular function: DNA binding; zinc ion binding. The record is from RefSeq and is a predicted model, not a curated record. Gene Ontology annotation, cellular component: nucleus. The transcript has 3 exons.